This is a messenger RNA of Baudoinia panamericana UAMH 10762, 1609 nucleotides long. RefSeq lists its product as uncharacterized. Bases 276 to 1271 code for a protein of 331 amino acids. The record is from RefSeq and is a predicted model, not a curated record. Lineage: Eukaryota; Fungi; Ascomycota; Dothideomycetes; Mycosphaerellales; Teratosphaeriaceae. The transcript has 4 exons.
AGAAGUAGCAAAGCCGGGGUUAGCUCAAGUGGAAUCAUGGCCAAUGGCGGACCCACCGGACUUUGCGCCGUCACUGACAUUAUUAAAGUCCGCAGUCCUCGUGGCGUCACUGCACAGGCUCUUGGCACAUCCGUAGUUACGGCCUUGCAAUACAUCUCCGACUCCGUCGUCCAUCAGGCUCCAUUGCAUCCUGCCACAAACCAUUGAAGCAACCCUCUGGAAGUCAUCAUUCGAACUGCAUUAUUUUCCAAGACCAUCCAGAGCUCACCAUCACCAUGAGUUUCACAGACGUCUUCUUUGGCUUUCUGCCAUACUUCUUCCAUUCUCAGCUUCUCAUCAAGGUCCCGUACCCAACCACCGACUGCACUGGAAGAACGAUCAUCGUCACCGGCGCCAAUGUCGGUCUGGGCAAAGAGACGGCACGGCACUAUGUACGCCUGAACGCUGAGAAAGUCAUCCUCGCAUGUAGAAGCGCGGAAAAGGGCGAAAAUGCUAGACGCGAGAUUGAGUCCAGCACGGGACGCGCGGGCGUUUGUGAAGUCUGGUCGCUUGACAUGGCCGACUACAACAGCGUCAAAGAGUUCGCCAAGAAGACGCGCAGUCUCAAGCGACUGGACUCUGUCGUCGAGAACGCGGGCAUCUUGACUACGAACUUCAAAGAGGUCGCGGGCAACGAAAGCACCAUCACGGUCAAUGUCGUGUCAACGUUUCUUCUAGCGUUAUUACUCCUGCCAAAGCUCAGAGAAUCCGGCCGACAACACAACGUCACUCCUACUCUGACGAUCGUGACUUCGGAGCUGCAUUACGUUACUGCAUUCCCGGAACGCAAGGCGCCCUCCAUCUUCGACACACUAAACAACCCAAAGGAAGCGCGUAUGAGUGAUCGGUAUCAUGUAUCGAAGCUUCUCGAGGUCCUUGGAUGCCGCGAGAUCGCCCGCCAGCAUUCUGUAUCUCAGACUGGUGUCACAAUCAACCUCGUCAACCCCGGCUGGUGCCACAGCGAGCUUGACCGAGAGAUGUCGAGUCCGGUGAUUCGCUUUGUCAAGAACAUCUUGUGCCGCACGACAGAGAUGGGCAGUCGAACCUUGACGUUGGCUGGUGUCGCUGGACCCGAGACCCAUGGCAAGUACCUCAGCGACGGCCACAUCAUGAAAUGUGCGCCAUUGGUCGAGGGUAGAGAGGGUCCGGAGAUGCAGAGGAGAGUGUGGGCAGAGUUGGCGCAACAGCUCGAGUCUAUUGAGCCAGGCGUGACGAAGAACGUCGCUGCAUAAGCACUCGAGGCCGGUACUUCAUUGGGUCGGGCGCAAUGAUGCAGGUGUCCUGUAUUAAUAAUUACGGAACCCUGAGCAUAAGCUGCUUUAAUCGAACCACACACUAGAUGCUAAUUCGUCGGAGUCCUACUGUCUACGAGCCCGUGACACUUUACGCCAUACCGCUGCGAGUGCGGCGGAGGUAGCAGGUAGUGGAAGACAGCAUCUCCGCCGCGUGGAUCAAUACUCUACGCGAAGCGGGUUUGGGAGGCUUUGUAAGAGUCAGUGCCCGAGUUCAGUCCCAUCAUGUCGCGGCGUACCUCCUAUGUCGGUGAACCCAGCAGCUGCACUUGUGUGCU